Aspergillus aculeatinus CBS 121060 is the source of this 3039-nucleotide messenger RNA. RefSeq lists its product as uncharacterized. Gene Ontology annotation, cellular component: cytoplasm. The annotation marks the transcript as partial. The transcript has 5 exons. Gene Ontology annotation, biological process: purine nucleobase catabolic process. The record is from RefSeq and is a predicted model, not a curated record. NCBI's taxonomy places the organism in Eukaryota, Fungi, Ascomycota, Eurotiomycetes, Eurotiales, Aspergillaceae. Gene Ontology annotation, molecular function: allantoinase activity.
GUCAUAUCGAGGACGAUAAGCGCAUUUGGCACAACAAAACCCCAGCCGAUCGCUGACACUCUUCUUCCCCCAACAACCACCCACUCUGUCCUUUUUCAGACACAGUGAUAAGCAUAAAUUUCCCAUCAAUUGAAGAGCAGCAUCCCAAUGGGCCAACCGGCUGAAAUUGGUCGGUCUCCACCGCCGCCCAGCUCCAGACGACGGGGCGUGUAUCUCAUCCCCGCAGUGAUCAUCUUCCUGUGGACCCAAUUCGCCCUCUUCCCUCGACUGCUAUCCUCGGACCACCCGGCAACGCAAAAGCUGUCGCAGCACCGUCUGGAGCAAUUAGAACAUCAUCUUCAAGCAUGUUCUGCGUUGCACCGCCCGCCCGUUGAAUACGAGCAGCCGACGGGGCUCAAUCGAGGCAACCCACGUUGGAGCGCCAAGACGGGGCAGAGCCAAGCGGUUGUUCUGCGCAACGCGACCCUCUUCGAUGGCGACCACACCCUCGACCACCCCGUCGACAUCACCUUCCACAGAGGUAUCAUCACACACAUCAUUCCUACGGCUCAACAUGACUCAAUCCCCGAAGACCAUGAGGCCCUCGUCCUCGACCUCGAAGGCCGAUUCGUCACCCCGGGACUGGUGGACAUGCACUCGCACCACAUCGCAGGCUCCAGCCCGGACGUUCGCGCCGUCGAAGAUGUCAACGAGGUACACCCGGAUUUCGGCCCGCUGACCCCCUACGUAAGGGCCCUGGAUGCCUUGAAAGCCUACGACCCGGUCGCUGCGAUCGUCGCCUCCGGUGGCGUCACCUCGUCGCUGAUUCUGCCUGGCUCCGCCAACAUCAUGGGCGGCGAGGCUGUGCCCGUGAAGAACGUCCGGCGUGACGAGGCCGGGGAGGAGCUGGUGGAAGAGCUCCUGCUUGAGCAUGGCGUGCCCAAGGAGGAACGGCGGCGGUACAUGAAGAUGGCCUGUGGCGAGAACCCCAAGGACGUCUACGGCCACACGCGCAUGGGGAACGCGUUCCUGUUCCGCAAGCAGAUGGACAGUGCGCGACAGCUUCUUGUCAAGCAGGAUGACUGGUGUCUGGCCGCCGCGGCGGCCUAUGAGACGGGCGAUGAGCGGGCGAUCGCGGACCUCGUGAAGGACGGAGGCUUGCCGACCGAUAUCGCGUUGGAGUCCUCAGUCGCGAUGCUGCGCGGGCAGGUGGGCAUUAACAUUCAUUGUUACGAGAGUGAGGACAUUGAGGCCAUGAUUCGCCACAGUGAAGAGUUUGGGUUCCGUAUCCAGGCUUUCCAUCACGCGCUGGAAGCCUGGAGGGUUCCAGACACGAUCAAGAACAGUGGCCAGAACAUCACCGUCGCCACAUUUUCGCACUUUGCGCAUUACAAGCACGAAGCAUACGAUGCUACCCUCUAUGCGGGCAAGAUUCUAACUGAACAUGGGGUCCCGGUGGCCUAUAAGUCGGACGGCUCGAAUGAGUUUCUCAACGCAAAGUAUCUCCUAUCCCAAGCCGCAGAAGCGCACUCCUUCGGCCUCCCCGAGGCUCAGGCCCUGCAGUCUGUGACGAGUAUCCCCGCCCGGUCCCUGGAGCAGGCCCACCGCAUCGGCUACGCCCGACCGGGCUACGAUGCUGAUCUGGUCAUCUGGGACUCGCACCCACUCGCCAACGGCGCCACGCCUCUACAAGUCUACAUUGAUGGACGCGCCACUCUCAACACGACCAUUGACCAGGCCAAAUUCAUCCAAACUACACUGUCUGCCCCCUCAAGCCGCCCACAGCCGAUCCUCAGCAAGAGAACCUCAGUGUGCGACCAAGCCUCCCGUGCAGACGCCAACCUCAUCAUCACGGGCAUCACCAAAGCCAUAAUCCCCGACCUUCAUCCGCAGUCCAACGCGGACAACCUCACCCUCGUCCUCUCCGCCGGUCGCAUUGCCUGCCUCGGCCCCGCAAGCGAGUGUCUCGCCUCCGCCGCCGCCGACAGCACAGCAAUCCACCUCCAAAACGGCCACAUCCUCCCCGGCCUGACCGCCGUAACCACCGGCCUAGGCCUCCAGGACAUCAUCAUGGAGCCCUCCACGGGCGACGGUAUUGUGUCAGGGUCAACACCCAAGACCAUCAUCUACGCGAAACACGGCCUCCACCCGGGGGGGAGCAAGGACCUCGCACGCGCGAGACUGGGGGGCAUCACGACCGCCAUCACCGCCCCGCUCGUGACGGCCGACGUCCCCGUCUUCCUGCGCGGAGUCUCCGUCGCCUUCAAAGUGAAUCCCCGCUCGACCAACACCUUAGCAGAUGAAACCAGCACCAGCGAGUCAGAAACCCUCCUCGACCGCGCAAUCCUCCAGCCAGACGUAGGCCUGCACAUCCACAUCGGCCAAACCGGCAAGACCGCAAGCACCCCCACCAUCUCCUCGCAGAUCGGCCUCCUCCGCCGCUUGCUCGCGGGAAGUCACCACCCCUCCUCCUCCUCGACUGAACACCACCCCCAAGACACAGAAGUGUACAUCCAGGUCGCGAACGGCACCCUCCCGCUAAUCAUCCACGUCCUCAACCACCACGACAUCCUGCACCUGGUGCAGCUGAAACGCGACUUCCCGGCCACCGACCUCAUCCUCUUCGGCGCGACCGAGGCGCCGCUCGUCGCGCGCGAGCUGGCCGCCGCCCGCAUCCCGGUGCUGUUCACGGGCCUCCGUCCGAACCCGGAUACGUGGGAGGUGAAGGACGCGGUGGUGGGCGAUCCGCUGACACAGGCGGGGUUGAAGGUGCUGCUCGAGGCUGGGGUGAAGGUGGGGUUGGCGCAGGCCGGGUGGAGUGAUUCCGGGAUCCAUACUCUCGGGGUCGAUGCCGGGUUCGCGGCCAAGGUGGCCGGGCUGUCGGAGCAGAGGGCGGUGGAUUUGGUGAGUCGGGAGGUGCGCGAGAUUUUGCGUUUGGAUGGGGGCAGUCGUGCGGGGGAUUUUGUGGUGUAUGAGGGGAAUCCGUUGGAGUGGGGGGCGAGUGUGGUUUUGGCGGUCGAUGGGGAGAGGAGUGCUGUUGUCGAGUGUUGGCCGGAGGCU